This is a messenger RNA of Saccharomyces mikatae IFO 1815, 549 nucleotides long. It is a transcript of the gene CPR3, whose product is annotated as peptidylprolyl isomerase CPR3. The transcript has a single exon. Gene Ontology annotation, molecular function: peptidyl-prolyl cis-trans isomerase activity. Bases 1 to 549 code for a protein of 182 amino acids. The record is from RefSeq and is a predicted model, not a curated record. Gene Ontology annotation, biological process: protein folding; protein peptidyl-prolyl isomerization. NCBI's taxonomy places the organism in Eukaryota, Fungi, Ascomycota, Saccharomycetes, Saccharomycetales, Saccharomycetaceae.
AUGUUCAAACGCUCCAUCAUUCAACAGUCUCGCCUGUUCUCUAAUUCUGCUUCUAAAUUGGGCAAAAAAGUGUUCUUUGACCCCGCUGUCAAUGGAGCCAAAAUUGGCAGAAUAGAAUUCGAAUUAUAUGAUAACGUGGUUCCUAAGACUGCUGAAAAUUUUAGGGCCUUGUGUACCGGCGAAAAGGGCUGGGGCUACAAAGGUGUUCCUUUCCAUAGAGUUAUUCCAGAUUUCAUGAUUCAAGGUGGUGACACUGAUUUGACCAACGGUUUUGGGGGCAAAUCCAUUUAUGGUAACAAGUUCGCUGAUGAAAACUUUGUCAAGAAGCACGACAAAGCUGGUUUACUCUCUAUGGCAAAUGCCGGCCCAAACACUAAUGGAUCCCAAUUCUUCAUUACCACUGUGCCUUGUUCAUGGUUAGAUGGAAAACACGUUGUCUUUGGUGAAGUGACAAAAGGUAUGGAUAUUGUCAAAACAAUUGAAUCCUACGGCACUGCUUCUGGAAAGCCAAGAGCUGAAAUUGUUAUUGAGGAAGCUGGUGAGUUAUGA